This is a messenger RNA of Gongylonema pulchrum, 357 nucleotides long. Lineage: Eukaryota; Metazoa; Nematoda; Chromadorea; Rhabditida; Gongylonematidae. The record is from the annotation of a GenBank genome assembly.
AUGUUUUUGCAGUUGCUCUGUAUAAUUGCUAUUAUUCUGGAACGAAAUCGCGAGUUGGUAUUCAGCGGCAAAUUGGAUCUAGACCAGCUCAUUUCGACGGCAUUUCGGCGUUACUGUUCGGAGCACGGCAUCAGUGAUAGGAAUGAUAUGACACCGUUUUAUGAGCUGGACGAUUCCGACUUGUCAACAAAUUCAACUGCCAAUUAUCUUGCCCGGACUGUGAUCGAUUUGCUGCUGAGUGGGACAUGCAUGUCUCGGCGUAAGCUGACAACCUUUAUGCCCAGUGAUGCACUUGCUCUCACACCAACUUCUUCCGAUCGACCUGAUGAGCAGAUUUACAGUUGCUCAAUAAGUUGA